Linnemannia hyalina is the source of this 3663-nucleotide messenger RNA. NCBI's taxonomy places the organism in Eukaryota, Fungi, Mortierellomycota, Mortierellomycetes, Mortierellales, Mortierellaceae. The record is from the annotation of a GenBank genome assembly.
AUGCUCCUGGGCCUAGGAUGUUCUGUCGUGCUGAUGCUAGCCGAGAUUUUUGUGGGGGUGACUCUUUUGUUGACCAAAGACUGGGCGUUGCGGGUCAUCCAGACAGGGCUUGUCCACACCAACACACCCCUUCCAACACAACAACAACAACCACCUACCUCAUCGACGACCACACCACCACAAUUGACAUCAUCCCUCCCUCCAAUUGUCGCUGACAUGUUGCAACGACUUGGAGCAGCAGCCUGCUGGGUAGUGAUAGGAUCGACAGGACUGACGCUGUGUGUGAUGAUUUGGGAUUGGGCCAAGGCACGGUCUAUCGUACAGUCAGAGAGUAUCCCUCGGGCAUUCUUGAGCACACCCGCAUUCCAGCUCUGGGGGAUCAAGUCGUAUACGCAUUUCUGUCUCCUGUCCAAGAUUCAGUGGGGCCGGACCAUCCGGCAACGGUUCGUGAUGAUGAUUUACUUUGGCCUGCAAGGAUUCACUGCAGUGUUGGUCUCAAUCCCAAGGCUCAUGGUCUAUGCGAGCAUCCUCUUGGCUGCCAAGAACAUUCCCGACCUCGCAACAUCACAACAGGGCUUCCAGGCAAUCCAGCUAGCCUCCUUUGCGACUCUUGAAGGUGUCCUCCUGAAGGUCGCCAUGGCUAUCAUGGCCUUGUCAACAGCUGUCCAUGGCCUUCACCUUGUCCGCAUCGUGUUGGCUGGUGUGCUAUGUACCCUCUCACUUUGCUAUCUUGGGCGCAUGCGAAAGGCCAUGACUAGAGAUCUCGAGUCGAGCAUGAGCGACAAUGCGUUCCAACUCGACAGCAGCAUCACCGUCAGCUUUGUGAGCGAGAAGAGUCUCGAUGGACGUCCUCAGCCAGUGUCGGAGCUCAAUCCAAGCAAUGGUCGUCGUCCCUCCCAGGAUGCCCAGAAUGUGUUCUACCAAAUCGAUCUGGAACAACAACACACGCAGGCACCAACGGAUUCACCAGCUGACAGGCCACUCGCUCCUGGAUUCCGUCUCUACCCCUCAUCAUCCUCUGAUGCUGUCCCUCUCGUCAACCUUUCCCUCAGUGAACACAAUCAGUCCCUACCAGUCUUCUCUCAGCCACCUCAACAUGUACAGCCCUCGAUCUCUACAUCCUGCAGCACAAACGGAAUAUAUCUCACGGCACCAGCACCACACACACCCACUGUUUCGACCCGUGGUCAACAUCAGACAGGAGCACCCAACGAGGAAACUGAGCGGCGCAGCACCAUCGAUCAACUCGGACCCAAUAACCGACUUGCAGCUCUCUCGUUCUAUGACGACCUGCUAAAGAGCAUCAACUCGGAGAGGAUGAUCUAUGCCAAUCAAGCCAUAGUUGACACCAGACAAAGCAUUUAUGGUCCCGAACCUGCAACAAGGCGGGAAUACCACAACCCAUCAGUCAACUCUCCUUCGAUCGCCAUCUGCUCCUCGAUCCCCUUGCCUUAUUCGAGCUGCAGCGAAUACGAUGAUCGACACAGCACCGACCAACCUGUACACCCCUUUGACAUUGGCCCAAGUCAACCGCGAUUCCCUACCCCUAGGUCUGAACAGGACAUCACAGCAACCAUCGCCGACAUCUACAUGCAUCCUCUAGAUCUGAUGGAUAUCCAAGGAGGACUCGAGAUCAACCUCCAGUCUCGACCAGGAAGCCAAGAGAGCCUUCAUGCGGCUAAUUUCAGGGACCUCCAGAGAGCGAGUCGGUGUGGAAGCCCUCAUUCACAGGAGACGAUCGAAAACUGGAGGAUCCAUGUUGCGCCUAGUUCGCCUGUCAUCCCAGCGAUCGAGUUUGACAUGCAGGAUGGCCAUCAGCAGAGACAGCAGUCGACUAUACCGACGCCCAUCGCUGGAAGGUACGACGGAUACAACAACUCGAAGGGCAUGGAGGGAGAGACCGACAGCAGGCGAGGGACCAUCCCAAUCAUCCUCUCGAGUCACCUGCAGGAGGCUGCAGCCAUGUACGAGGACGACCAAGACUACUACGGCUUGGCCGACGACCUUGAUGUCCCUCGCCCUUUUUAUGCAUAUGGACAAGGACGAUCACAGCGACAAGGGAGCAUUCAGAGCAGCGUCGGUGGAUACAAUUACUCGACAGCCUCAUCCCCAUCCCUGGCAGACUCGCUCUCCAACCCGAUGUACCAACAGCAAGCCGACGGAAUCUUGGAUGCAGCUGGCGGAGGAGGAUAUCCACGUGCCUUUCCACCUCGCAAGGGCUCUCUGCCCUGCUCUAUCAGCAGCUCUAUCCAAGAAGAUGUCGUCACUCCUCGUGGACCUCAGUUUGUCUACCAGCAGCAGCAUUCUCAGACCCAGAGCCAAAACUCUUUUCUCUCAGCUCAUACGGCUCUUCCCGCGGCGCGUACUCGACCCAGGGCACCUAGUCAUUUGAGCAACAUGGUCAACCAUGCCGAUAGGCUUGUUAGCGACUCUGAGAGUUCAACUUCCUUCCCGGCGAAGCAUGGACGCGUUCGUAGUCAGAGCCAAGGAGGCCACUCUACAACAAACAGAGGUUCGUCCUGGGAUCAACUCGGUGCGUUAAAGGAAGCUCAGGCACGGUAUGCGACUCUUAUCGAUAUUCCUGCAAUAUCGGUCUCGCACAUGGGCUAUCAACUCGACGACCGCGAUGACGACGAUGACUUGAUGCUUCGCGAGAGCGUGAGGAUGUCGAUUAAGGCUGGGAUGAGCCUGAAGGAAGCCCUGGCGAUUGACAACCUUAUGUACAGGAACAGUAUACAGCAACAACAACAAUCUCUGCAUGGUCUACCUUCGACCAGCUUCAAUGGCGAAAUCGACGACAAGAUGGUACACCCUUUAGACCUCUCCCCGCUGAUCCUCCAAACGACGCGCUCAGGAACUCAGCAGCGUAGCUAUGGCUAUUCCGCACAACGGCCUUCACCAGUUCCUGUGAUGACAUCGUCGACAUCGACGGGUUAUGUUCCUCCUCGCAGCAAUGACUCGCCUUCUACUGCUACCGCAACUCAGCAGGCUUGGGACGAGACCUGUGUUGGACUGGGAUUAACCUUGACCACACCUACACCCACACCCACGCGUUAUCAAGAGCCACUUCACGCCCACGCCCAUCAAGUGCCCACUGCAGAUGAGUGCGAUCUCCCUCGACGACCCAUCCCUCUCAGAUAUCACCAACUUGACUCCUCUACGCCACUACAACACCAUCAAAACCAACAUCAAGACCAGCAACAACAACACCGACGACCCGAGAUGACCACGAAAUCGACCUCUGGACUAACGACUCACACGCUUCAAUCCAACGCGACCCUCCACUCUGGCUCGUAUUCGUACACCACAUCAGCCACUUCCAGUACCUUUGUAGAUAUGUCCUAUACGAAUCAUCACCAUUCAUCCUACCCUUCCCAUUAUCCAAUGUCAUCCUCCAGCCAACAUAACAAACACGCAACUAAUGAUUAUGACCAGGACACGACACCCACCUACCCUCACCACCAGUACCACCAGCACUACCAACAACACUCACAGCAGCCCCAGUUGGAUCGGCAGUACUCUUACUCACAACCCCAUGAACAACAAGAGUCCCCGCUCUUCCGUAGGGACUAUAAUAACCCUCCUCCUGUCCAGCGCCAACCCAGUCAACGAAACAAGAAAAACCUGGUCGUCAACGUCUCUCCUCCCAACCAGAUGUACUAA